Molecule: messenger RNA, 2058 nt
Organism: Trametes versicolor FP-101664 SS1
Lineage: Eukaryota; Fungi; Basidiomycota; Agaricomycetes; Polyporales; Polyporaceae
Exons: 1
Source: RefSeq, a predicted model, not a curated record
AUGAACGGCGGCAGCAACAGCAACAGCAGCAACGCGCCCAUGGACACGGACGCGCAGGGGUCGCAACAAGCGGCUCCUGUGGCGUCAGGAUCUCAAUUCCCGACGGUCGCGCCCCCACAAGCGUCGACCAGCUACGCCCCGCCCGGCGUAGCCCAGCAACAGUACCCGGUGGCGUACCCGCAGGUGUUGCCCUCAACAGGGUACGCUUUCGGGCUGCCCCAGCAGCAGCAGCAACAGCAGAUGGCGCCGCAGAUGCCGGGCAUGCCACACAUGGGCAUGCAGUAUGGACCUCCGGCGGGGAUCCCCCUCAUGUCAUUCUCAACAAUGACAUGGGCCCCCGUGGCCGACCAGCAGACACUGGUCGCGCAUGGGAGCAACUGCCCGUUGUGCGCGGAGUUCCUCCGCCACUACGCAGCAGGGGCUUCCGAGCAGUCAUUCCGGGACGCGCAGACGCGCGUCCAGACCGAGCUACAAGGCCGGUUCUGGGCGCAUUUCGAGCGACACACUCGCUCGGAGGGGGGAAGGGACCGCGAACGCAUCGCGGAACUCGAAACCCGUCUGCAGACGUUGCAAUCGGAGUACGACUCGGAGCAGGAGCGCUUGCGUCGCUACCGAGAAGAGCGCGACGAGGUCCGUAUCAUCCGAGACAGACUGGAGCAGGAGCGCAAUGAGGCUCGCCGACAGCUCGAAGAGGAGCAACGGCGAAGGCAGGCUCAGUCGACGACAACAACGUCGUCGACAAGGCUCACCAUGCCUCCCAACCAGAGCGCGCCGCACCGUCGCCGGGAUCCGAGGGAGGAAAGCCCUCGGAGGCGUAACAUGGACCCGCUCCCCAUUGCGGGCUCGAGCAGCGCGGGCACAAUGAGCUCGGCGUCAUUCUCGACGUCGUACUCUGCGCAGCCGAGCAUGGCGGGGCCCUCAACGUCGUUCGCGGCACCGUACCCCGCUCAGCUAAGCGUAGCUGGGCCCUCCACGUCGUUCGCGACGCCAUACUCCGCCCAGCCAAACACGGCUGGGCCCUCUGGGUCAUACCAGGCCAUGGCGUCCAGGUCGCCCGUCGAGCACCCCGUAGUCGACUUCGAGAACGCCUCGAGCGACGAAGAGGUCGACGAGCACCGGAUACGGCGGCUGGCGGAACGUCGGAGGUACCGCGAAGCGCGUCGCAACACCGGCGCGCAGGCUGCGCCCGGACAAGGCGCGCCCUUCUCGAUGAGCUCCUCCACGGCUCAGUCAACAUGCGUGGUGCCAGGAUGGCCCCACCACCUCAUGGCCCUCCCUACGGAUAGCGACCCACGGCUGACGGGGCACUACUACAACUACGUGCCGUUGAGUGGCAACGAUGCUAGUCGCCUUAUCAACGACGCGCAGACCGACACGGGCGAGAUCGCGCACCGCGUCCGCGACCUCAUAGGCCAGGUCAAUCGAAGGCCUGAGCUAACGGGAGUGCGCGGCCUGCAAGUGUUGCAGUCGCAGUGGCGCCGCCCAGAAGGGCCGCGUGGAGCUUCGCCUCGGGGAGACACACCCCCGGGCUACGAACACAUGUCGACGUCGCAUCUUCCCCGGCCCACGCGCACGGGACCGGACUGGAAGGAGAUCAAGCGGCAGAAACGAGCUGCGCGCACCGAGCCCGCGUACAACCAGCCGACGCUCGACGACAGCGUCGGCGACUGGCAGAACUGGAUGUCUGCGGGCAGGGGCCGCAUUCCUGUGUGGAUGGAACGCGAGUUCGGCGGCAGGAGGCCGACCGAGUUCAGCGUGGCCUUCCACCUGCUCUCGCGGCAGCUCAUUCCGCGAGACACUCCGACCGCCGAACGCGGUCGUUGGAUCAGCAUGACCAGCUGGUUGUUCUCGGUGCCUGGACUUUACCAGCACCUGAUCAACGCUGGCCAAUACCCGGUGGCUGGUCAGUUCCGCCCGGCGCCGUAUCCCAACGACGUCGGCUUCGCGACGCUCUUUCAGAUGGCGCGCUGGUACGCCUCGCGCGGCGUCACCGUGCUGAUGGCGGACCGGUACAUGCUGCUCGCGCGGCGCAACCGCAACGAGCGUGGAGGCCGCGAG